AGUAUCUUUGGGCAAUGCAACUAUACUCACUAUUCAAAAUUUGCAUCUGUUUUGAUAUGGUUUCUUCAGUACAUUUUCUGAUUAUUAAAUGUCAUUAUUUAAUCUUUUGAGUUUUCCUAAGUCCUGUUUGUAGCCAGAACAUAGAUUAAAAUAUUUGAAUGUAACCAGCUAGUUGUCGGAAUCCUUAACUUUGACUCCGGUUUGAACUCUAUAAAACCCCACAUUGCAGUUUCUGGGCUUCUCUGUUCACUGCUAGUUACAAUCCAAAAUCUAAAAUUUAAGUCAUUUUCAAGAAAAUCUUUUAAAAAAAAGAAAAAGAGAAGAGAAAUGGGAUGUUAUUCAGGAUUAGUAUUGAGUGCUAUGAUCAUUUUGCUUGCACUUGAGCACUCUAGUGCAGUGUGUGAUCAAGGAAAUCUUGAAACAGAAUCACAGAAACACGUGCUUCUUCAAAGUGAUGUCAAGUUUCUUUUGGGGAGAAAAAUGCUGCAAGAAUUGGAUGGGAAACCAGUUUAUAUGCCAGGUCUUGAAAAGUCUUUCCCAGAAGUUCAAACAGAAAAUAAUCAUGCCCAGGCUCAGCUGCAGCAUUCCCAAAAAUCCACUCUGAACGACGAAUCAAAGGCGUUGCUUGAGGCAGCGGACGAGGUAGCAAACCUAAUGCGCAAGGACUACAGAGGGAUGGCGCGACGAAAGCCACCAAUCAACAAUCAUGUGCCCAAAGGCUGAGGGAUGAGUGAUGCUGCAGUUAUGUUAGUUAGCAUAGAUGAAUUCCUCUUGGCUUCACAAUUUUGCUCCACCAAGUGAAGUCACUCCUCAUAUAUAUAGAUAGUUUAAGUACUAAACAAAAGUUAGUCAAUUCAGUUAGUUUUUUUUUUUUUACCAAGUAUAGGAGUUAGUUUCUGUUUUAUUUUAACAUCACCAUCAUCAUCAGCCAGCUAUGUAGACACUUGUUAGUAUUGUACAUUAUACAAUACACUUGCUCUCUAGUUUUGUUUUGUUUGUGAAGGAGAAGGAAUAUAGUGAAAUGGUGAAGAUAUUUAUUAAAA
This is a messenger RNA of Salvia miltiorrhiza (redroot sage), 1043 nucleotides long. RefSeq lists its product as uncharacterized. The transcript is spliced from 5 exons. Gene Ontology annotation, molecular function: growth factor activity. Bases 328 to 723 code for a protein of 131 amino acids. Gene Ontology annotation, biological process: regulation of root meristem growth. Lineage: Eukaryota; Viridiplantae; Streptophyta; Magnoliopsida; Lamiales; Lamiaceae. The record is from RefSeq and is a predicted model, not a curated record.